Messenger RNA from Chrysochloris asiatica (Cape golden mole), 2949 nucleotides. RefSeq names its product NLR family, pyrin domain containing 4 (gene NLRP4). NCBI's taxonomy places the organism in Eukaryota, Metazoa, Chordata, Mammalia, Afrosoricida, Chrysochloridae. The coding region runs from base 1 to 2949 and encodes 982 amino acids. Gene Ontology annotation, cellular component: cytoplasm. The record is from RefSeq and is a predicted model, not a curated record. Gene Ontology annotation, biological process: regulation of inflammatory response. The transcript has 9 exons.
AUGGCAGCAUCUUUCUUUUCUGAUUUUGGCCUCAUGUGGUAUCUGGAGGAGCUCAAAAAGGAGGAGUUCAGAAGAUUCAAGAUGCUCCUCAAGGACGAACCAUUGCAGCUUGGACUUGGACAGAUUCCCUGGGCCGAAGUCAAGAAGGCGACACGAGAAGAUCUUGCCAACCUCCUGCUCAAGCAUUAUCAGGAGGAGCAAGCAUGGGAUGUGACCUUCAGGAUCUUCCACAGGAUCAACAGGAAGGACCUCUGUGACAAGGCCAAGACAGAGAGUACUGGAUAUACAAAGAUGUAUCAAGUUCACAUAAAGAAAAAAAUCAGCCACAUAUGCUCCCGAGAACCCCUCACUAGGAUUCACGAUUACUUUGAGCAGAAGGAACAUGAAUACAUGAAACUCCUUUUUGAACCUAAGGCAACUGGAGAAGAGCCACCACGUACUGUGGUCCUUAUGGGAACCCAAAAAUUCGGGAAGACAACCCUUCUGCUCAAGUUAAUGUUGGCCUGGGCAAAGGGCACCCUUUAUCCAAAUAGGUUCUUGUAUGUUUUCUACUUCUGCUGCCGAGAAGUGAAGCUGAUGACAGUAACUAGCUUGGCUGAGUUGAUCUCCAAAGACUGGCCCGAGCCACCCGCACCAACAGCAGAGGUCUUGUCCCAUCCAGAGAGACUCUUGUUCAUCAUUGACAGCUUUGAGCAGCUGACGUGUGACUUGGAAGAACUUGAGCCUGACUUGUGCAGUGAUUGGACGCAGCAGCGAUCGGGAGAGGUGGUGCUGGGUAGUUUGCUAAAGAAGAAGAUGCUUCCAGAAUCCUCACUGCUCGUUGCCACCACACCCAAGUGCCAGCAGGAACUGGAAGCUCAGCUGGAGCACCCAGAAAUUAAAGCCAUCGUGGGGCUCGAUGAGAGCGACCGGAAACUGUACUUUUCCUGUAUCUUUCAAGACAGGAGGCGAGCCACGGAGGCCUUCAGCUUUGUAAGAGAAAACGAACAGCUCUUCUGCAUGUGCCGCAUCCCUGUCCUCUGCUGGGUUGUGAGCACCUGCCUGAAGCAGGACAUGGAGAGAGGCAGAGACCUGGCCGUCUCCUGCCGCAACGCUACCUCUCUGUACACCUCUUUCAUCUUCAAUGCCUUCGCACCCGCGGGGGCUGCAUGGCCUUAUCAGCAGAACCAUGCACAGUUAAAGGGCCUGUGCUCCCUGGCUGUGGAAGGCAUGUGGACGGACACAUAUGAGUUUGAUGGAGAGGUUCUCAAGAGAAAUGGGCUAGUUGAAAGGGACAUCUCUGCGUUGUUGGACGUAAAGCUUCUUCAGAAGUGCAGGGGGUAUGAAAACUCAUACACAUUCAUCCAUAUGUGUGUCCAGGAGUUCUGUGCUGCUAUGUUUUAUAUGCUAAAGGGUCCCGAGGAUCACCCCAACACAGCUGUUGGAUGCACCAAGACACUGCUAUUGACCUAUCUACAGAAAACAAAGGCACACUGGAUUUUUUGGGGGUGUUUUGUGUUCGGUCUUUUAAAUCCUAAGGAAGAGCAAAGGUUGAAUGCGUUCUUUGGCUUCCAGCUGUCCCUGGAGGUCAAGCAGCAAAUCUACGAGUGCCUGAAGAGUUUAGGUGAGCAUGACCAUCUGGAGGGAAACAUGGAUUUCUUGCUGCUGUUUUACAGUUUGUUUGAGAUGCAGGAUAAAGACUUUGUGAUGCGGGCGCUGGACUGCUUCCAAGAAGUUCGUUUCGCUGUCACUGACAGCGUGGACUUGAUGGUGUCUGCCUACUGCCUACGACACAGUUCUGGCUUGAGGAAACUUUCUUUCUCCACCCGAAAUCUCUUCAAGCAGGAGGAUGAAGGGGGCGCUAUAUCAAGUUGCAGUCUUGCCCAGUGGCAUUACAUCUGCUCUGUGCUUACCACAAAUGAACACCUCAGAGAACUACAAAUAUCCAACUCGGUCCUCAGUGAGUCAGCUUUUGGGACUUUGUGUAAAGAGCUCAGGCAUCCCAAUUGUCACCUUCAAAAGCUUGAGAUAAGUAAUGUUACUCUCAUUGGUGAAAGCUGGCUUUUAUUUGAGGUAUUCACUCAGAACCCACAUUUGAGAUACGUGGACCUCAGCCAUACAUCGCUUUCCGAUUAUGAUGUGAAGAUGCUCUGUGAGGCUUUGAACCACCCAUCGUGUAACAUAGAAGAUCUCAUGUUGGCAAAUUGUCUCAUCACUGAGAACGACUGUGAAAUCAUCACCUCAGUGCUAAAAGUCAACAAGAAACUGAAGUUCCUUAAUCUAGCACACAAUUACCUGAACCGAGGAAUGGGCAUGCUAUGUGAGGCUCUGUGCCACUCAGAUUGUGUGCUGGAGGCCCUGGUGUUAGUUGGCUGCUACCUCAGUGAACCCUACUGGGAGGACAUCUGUGACGUUCUUGUGUGCAGUACAUGCCUGGUCCAUCUCGAUCUUGGUGCAAAUGUCCUGAAAGGCCAUCAUUUGGAGCUCCUGUGUGAAGCCUUAAGACACCCAAACUGCUGCCUGCAGUCUAUUUGCUUGGUGAGGUGCUUCAUCACGGCUGAGGACUGUCCAAACGUUGCCUCAGUCCUCACCAGCAAUCCAAACCUGCACAACCUGGAAAUUGGGGACAAUGACUUGGAAGACAGGGGCGUGAAGGUGCUGUGUGAAGCUCUGAUCCAUCCCAGCUGUCACUUAGAGAGUCUUGGAUUGGACGUGUGUCAGCUGACUAGUGCCUGCUGUGAGGACCUGGCCUCUGUGCUCACCAGCAGUAAAACUCUGAAGAGACUAAACCUGAUUGGAAAUAACUUUGAUCAUGACGCGGUGGUGGUGCUGUGUGACGCCUUGAGACACCCUGAGUGCACCCUGUGCGUGCUUGGGUUGGACAAAGAUGAAUUUGGUGAAGAAACCCAGAGACUUCUGGUAGAUGUGGAAGAGAGCGUCCCCUCCUUGACAAUCAUGGAGUACUACUGA